AUGUCUGGAAUCCUUGGUGAAGCCUUUACGCCGUGCCCAUCGAAACCGAGAUCUUCUGGGGGCAGCAACCGGAGCUGGGCUGAGACACUGGACAGUUUCCUGGAUGAUAGUACAGCAUUUGAGACAACCGAACAAAUCGAAUUUACCACUGAGAUACAAGCCCCCACCUUGACUGCUGUCAGGCCUCGUCGUUCCAAUAGAGCAGGAUCGGGGUUUCAUAUCCAUGAUGAUGGGGCAGAGAAGCCAACAUGGCCUGCGGAGAAGCGACAACGGUCAGAUGAAGUAACGAAACAAGGUGCUGAGCGUAAAGCAUCACUGCUAGCUCAACCUGCUCAAAGAUUCCGCGCCAAGCCCAACUUUGCUCCUAAUUCACCUCUCGCUGAGGAAAAAGAGAAUGAAGUACAUCACACCUCCGGACGACUGGAGAAUAACCCCAAGAAGAAACCACGUGCACUUGGAUCAAAUGAAUGUGUCUCAGAUCCAGGCCCGCAAAAGAACAUGGAAAGAAACACUGUCUACGUUCCCCCGGAUGAGAUGGCUGCUUCAAGUGUAUUCAUGGGACUGUUCAGUCCUUUGAAGAACGACAAACACAAGACCCUACCUCAAGCGACUGAAAGCACCCAGCUCAACACUAGAGAGAUGACCAGAAAACAGCAAGCUCCUAAGUCUCUGUCUGCAAAUGCGCGUCGAGCUCCACUGCAACCCAGUGCCAUAAUUUCCCAGGAAGCUGCUUUCAGAGUUGACGUAGUUGGCAAAAACGGCGGCAAAGAAAACAUUCCGCCUGGCGGGCUCAUGGAACUUGGCAAAAAGGAGGAUUCGCAACGCACAAAGUCUUUCAACAACAGGGCCUCUAGAAAUGUGCCAGAGAAACCCCCUCUUCGAACCGCCACAUGCCACUUGAAGAGCUCAAGAUCGCGGGAAGCCUCUACAGCGACCAAGCCAACUCUGGCUAAGCGUGGCGUACUUGGGGACAAGACGAAUCACACUAAAUCUUCGCCAGCAUGUAAGGGCCCGAUUCAAAACAAUAAAAAUGCGUUGAAAGUGUCAACUGCACAGGUCCCAAGUGCCUCGCUUAGUGCUCGUGCAUCAGCAUUGGCAAAUCGCACUGGCCAUUCUGGACCAAGUCGUGGCUCAACUUCCCAACGUUCAGCCGCUAAGCUGAAACCGAGGACCCUUGAUUCUCAGUAUCCAAAGUUGACUGAGGGCAUCAAGAACCCUGUACUUUAUGAAGAUGAUUGGCUUUCGCAUCAAGAGACUGUCAUUUCUCAGCUGGUCAAUGCCCUGUUCGAACAUUCAAACGGCAGCUCCGAUUUUUCUGAUCAUAAUACCCUUCGAUUGGAAUGCCUCGAGAUCUAUCACACUGACUAUUUCAUUGAACUGUACAAAAAGCUCCAGGCCUCUCUGUCAUGUGGCGUUAUGAGUAUGCCUCAGCAUGUCCUUUCCCGUAGCUACUGCCUCAAACAAGACGUUGGUCUUCGUCGCAAGUUCCUUGACAUUUGGGUCAAGUCAUACAAUGUUCAUGCGUUGGCGGCUGCCGCAGAAACCGUUAUUGGCCGGAAGGUCUUCAAUGAUCAUGACCUGUUCGAGGAUAGUCCCAAGAGUGACAACCAUGUGCAACCCGCCAAAUCGACCAUUAAAAAACUGGAAGGUUUCUUGGACACUUUCCUGUUGCGGAACGAUGAUAGCAACCAAUCUGUUACCUGUGCAUAUCAACGUACAGUCCUGCGAAGCAUCAUGCUGAUUGCUCUAAUAGAUAGAGCGAAGCAGUCUUUGGGUUCUAGCCUUCCUCGUCAGCUUUUUCUACCAUCAUCUCUGUUCAAGUCUUCGGUGGGUGUCUUACAAGCACUGGCGCGCGUCUUGCUACCAUCAUGUGGUGACAUCGUGAAGCCAGUAAGUCAUCUUGGCUGCUCUCUAUCUUACAAGCAGCAUGAACUACAAGAGUACAAUUACCAGAUGGCAAAUAUUGCUGUGGACUUGAGAGAUGGUGUUCGUUUGACCAGAAUUGUGGAAAUACUCUUCUACACAUCUAAGGGCGCACGAUCAACUGGCGGGGAUCAGACUGAACUCACAUUGAAGACUGGUGAGGUCUUCUCUCUCCUCGGUGAUAAUGCAGAUGUGCCGCUUUCGAAACAUCUGAAGUAUCCUUGCGUCAGCCGAGCAUCGAAGAUAUUCAAUGUCCAGAUCGCUUUGUCCGCGUUGGAGUCGGUCAAAGGAUCUAAUGUGGUUCUCGAUGACGUGCGGGCUGAAGAUAUUGUGGAUGGCUACCGCGAGAAGACCAUUGCCCUCUUAUGGGCUCUUGUUGGCAAUUGGGGCUUGGCUGGCCUCGUUGAUUGGGACGACGUUACUAAGGAAAUCUCGCGACUGAAGCGCAAAUGUCUUGCAAAAAUUGGAAAUGAACAAGUCAAAAGCGAAAUGUGGUUCACCGGCGAGCAAUUUGGUGACGCCAACCACCAUAUCGAGCUUCUUCAGCAUUGGGCCGGGCUUUUGGCUGGACUUCAAGGUCUCCAGUUCAACAAUAUGACGACAAGCUUUGCUGAUGGCAAGAUUUAUGGGAGUGUUGUCGACGAGUACGAGCCCUACAUCACCGGUGCUCAGAAUACACAAAAUCUGCAUGCAAAGGGACCAGUGAGCCCUAUGUCCCUCGAAUCGCGCCUUCAUCAACUGGGCUGCAGUACUCGAUUCUCACGCCUUGUUUCUCCGGGCUGCUCGGCUUCCUCACACAUCCUUGGUCGAGAGUUUACCCUGGGUGCACUCGCGUUCCUCUGUUCCAGACUUCUUUCAGCCUCUAAGCGUCCUCGAGCUGCCACAGUCCUACAGCGAGCGUGGCGAGCACGGCUAGAAAGACGAAACAUGUUGCGUCGCACCAUUGCAAAGAACUUGGCUACGCAUUGCGCAGCAGUGGUCCAGACUCGAAAUGAGCUUUUGUGGGCCACAAAUGUGAUCACCAGGUGGUGGAGACGAAUUCAAACACAAAGGAGCCAGGCAUGCGCCACACGACCCCAAGCUUUACGCAAGCCUAUCCGAAAUCCGGCCGGCCGCCACCGCUGA
Messenger RNA from Penicillium malachiteum, 3048 nucleotides. It is a transcript of the gene sha1, whose product is annotated as putative calmodulin-binding protein Sha1. Gene Ontology annotation, cellular component: spindle pole. The coding region runs from base 1 to 3048 and encodes 1015 amino acids. Gene Ontology annotation, biological process: establishment of meiotic spindle localization; spindle organization; mitotic cell cycle. The transcript has a single exon. The record is from RefSeq and is a predicted model, not a curated record. Lineage: Eukaryota; Fungi; Ascomycota; Eurotiomycetes; Eurotiales; Aspergillaceae.